CCAAUUUGUAGAAUAAUAGCACGUUCGUUCUCGUUUCUCUCUCACUGCCGACGCCGUCUGCGAUUUCCUAGUCUCUUUCUUUUUGCGUUUCCUGGCUUUUUGUUUUGGCAGAAGAUCUCCAAAUCUCCGAAUUAUUUCUUAUCCGCCGUUUAUUGAUUUUUACCUCCAAAAUAUGAAUGUAUGAAACUUGUCAUAAAUAACAAUAAUAUGCGUAUAAAUGUUGGGGUCUUGCGGCCAGAAGCCGUCUCCAUCUAAGCUCUACUCUUUGCUUUCCUUUUGACCCCUCAGUACUUUCACUCUCCCAUUUCCUCUUCACCUCAAAGUUCAAACCCAAAUAAGAAAACCUUUUCCAAAACCCCACCAAAACCCGAUUUCUCUUUCGGGCUUUUUUCACUUUCUUCUUGUUGUUAUUUAUACGUUUCAUCUGCAUGCCCUUGGUCGAGACUCUCAACUUCGGAAGCAACUAUGGCCACCGCUCCGCCGAUUGGGUUCUUGGUGCCUUUGAAUCGUAAUUUGGAGGAAGAAAAUAAAUCUUCAGUUCCCAAGAUACCAAUCUUCCGUGGCAUCACUUAUGUCGGCCGCGACUGCAUUCCCGCCACUGACAAGCGCCUCAGCCGGAGACAUCUCGCCGUUAAUGCCUUCGGUGAUGGCUCUGCAGAUAUCGUCGUUGAAGGAACAAACCCGGUUGUCUUAAGGUCCAAAGAUGAGAGAAAGAAGCUUUUGUCUGGUGAAAAAUGGAAAAUUCAAACUGGUGAUGUUAUUGAGCUGAUACCUGGGCAUUACUUUUUCAAGUAUGUGCCUGUCACAAAUAACAAAGUUGAAAAGUUCAGUUCUAGAGAGAAAAGGCCUUUGAAUGAAGAAAGUAGCAAGGGCAAAGACCUGGCUCUUAGUAGGAAGAGAACGCAAAAAAUUCCAGAGGAAGAGGAGGUUCUUAGAAGUUCAAAUGAUGUGCUGGGUGAUUAUAAUGGGACAAACACUUCCUCAGAGGGCAUACGACAAUUUCAAAUUUCUAAAGAUAAGUUGCCCUCAACCUUUAGACUAUUGCGAGUGAAAGAGUUGCCAGAGUGGGCAAACACAAAUGCUGUUUCCAUCAGUGAUGUGAUUCAGGGAGAUGUGCUUAUAGCUAUCCUAUCAAAUUACAUGGUCGACACUGAUUGGCUACUCUCUGCAUGUCCGAUUCUUAGAAGAGUCCCUCAUGUCCUAGUUAUUCAUGGUGAAGGUGAUGGUACGCUCGAGUAUAUGAAGAGAAACAAGCCUUCUAACUGGAUUCUCCACAAGCCUCCGUUGCCCAUCUCAUACGGAACACACCAUUCAAAAGCCAUGCUUCUUGUCUAUCCUCGAGGCUUGCGAGUCAUUAUACACACAGCUAACUUGAUAUACGUGGACUGGAACAACAAAACCCAGGGUUUGUGGAUGCAAGAUUUUCCAUGGAAAGAUCAUAAUAGUACUAGUAAUGGACAUGGAUUUGGAAAUGACCUAAUUGAGUAUCUGGGUGCACUGAAGUGGCCUGAAUUCAACGCUAACCUACCACCUCUUGGCAGCUUCAGUAUAAAUCCCAAUUUCUUCAAGAAAUUUGAUUACAGCUCUUCCUUGGUCAGACUCAUUGCAUCUGUCCCUGGAUAUCAUUCAGGCUCCAGUUUAAGGAAAUGGGGACAUAUGAAGUUACGAACUGUUCUGGAGGAGUGUACCUUUGACAAGCAGUUUGAGAAGUCUCCUCUUGUUUAUCAGUUUUCUUCACUUGGUUCUUUGGAUGAGAAAUGGAUGGCUGAGCUAGCUAAUGACAUGACAGAAGACAAAAGUCCUUUGGGUCCUGGGAAGCCCUUGAUAAUAUGGCCAUCUGUGGAAGAUGUCAGAUGUUCCUUGGAGGGUUAUGCGGCUGGGAAUGCCAUUCCAAGUCCAUUAAAGAAUGUUGAGAAAGAGUUCCUAAAGAAGUAUUGGGCAAAAUGGAAGGCAAGCCACACAGGUCGCUGUCGUGCAAUGCCUCAUAUAAAGACAUUCACACGCUACAAUGGACAAAACCUCGCAUGGCUACUACUUACCUCUGCAAACCUUAGCAAAGCUGCCUGGGGAGCUCUCCAGAAAAACAAUUCUCAGUUAAUGAUCCGUUCGUACGAGCUUGGAGUGCUCUUUUUGCCUUUCUCCAGGAAACAUGGGUGUGCCUUUUCUUGUACAGAUGAUGGGCAUAUCUCAGAGGAUAAAUUGACAGCGUCGAGAAGUUCCGAGGCGAAAAAACUGAAACUUGUCACGUUAGCUUGGAAUGAAAACCAAAAUGAAGAACUUAGUGAAGUUAUUAAAUUACCCGUGCCCUACGAACUUCCUCCAAGACCAUACUCCCCUGGAGAUGUACCCUGGUCCUGGGACCGACGUUAUUCAGAGAAGGAUGUGUACGGUCAAGUUUGGCCCAGGCAGGUAAAGCUGUAUGCCAGUCAAGAGUCCUGAUUUACAGCAGAUUUCAUGUUACAGCGCUAUCCAGAAAUGUUUCAUGGACUCCCCAAGUGCUGGCAACCAAACAUGGCUGUUAAACCAUUCAAAAGAGCCACAAAUUCUAGCACCCUUCCCUGCCCGGAGAUGCGUAUUGAAGAUUUUCUGCCUGGCCAAUUUAAUCUUGUCCGGAUAGUUGAUGAGCAUAAUUAGAGGUUCAUAAUUAAUGUUCUGUUCACCUGGAGUGUGGCAUGAUGCCAUGACCAGGAUUCUUCUGUGUUGCUAUCUAAACUGAUUGUAACAUAUCAUGGAGCUCGUACUUGCAUGUUUUGUUAUGUACAUUAAUGUUGACCGAUUAAUGAAAGAUUUUAUUCUCAA
Sesamum indicum (sesame) is the source of this 2799-nucleotide messenger RNA. It is a transcript of the gene TDP1, whose product is annotated as tyrosyl-DNA phosphodiesterase-like protein. The record is from RefSeq and is a predicted model, not a curated record. Gene Ontology annotation, molecular function: 3'-tyrosyl-DNA phosphodiesterase activity; protein binding; double-stranded DNA binding. Gene Ontology annotation, biological process: DNA repair. Lineage: Eukaryota; Viridiplantae; Streptophyta; Magnoliopsida; Lamiales; Pedaliaceae. Gene Ontology annotation, cellular component: nucleus.